AUGGCGGACUUCAGUCAAGCAGUAGAGGCAGCGAAGCGGGCAUUGGGGAUUGAUGUUAUAUUGAAAGAAAAGCAAACAGAAUCGUUAAGACAUCUUUACAUAGGAAAGGACGUUAUAACUGUAUUACCAACUGGGUAUGGUAAGAGUCUUAUCUACCAGCUGCUGCCAUGGAUGUUUCAACUGAAGCAUGACCAGGAGACACCUAUGGUUGCUUUGGUGAUUUCCCCACUCACUUCACUGAUGGAGGAUCAGGUCAUGGAGGUGCGGGAGAAAGGUGUCUCUGCAUGCUUCUUGAACAUCCAUGGCAGUGGUGGUAGAUACACUCAGAUGACUGCCUCUGUAGACGACGACAGUGACCUACUUGAGGAAGAUGUGUACCUUUUGAAGGGUGUUAGUCUAAACGAGGUAGCGAGGGGAGAUUUCACAAUUUUGUAUAUGCAUCCGGAGGCUUUGGGAAACAAGACAUUACAGGGAAUUUUGCGUUCAAGUACAUAUUCCAACCGUGUGUGUGCCAUAGUAGUAGACGAAGCUCAUAUGGUAUCAGAGUGUAAAUAUGGAGAGCCGGCCAUAACGCCCUCUAUGUUCCAACACAUCAUGUUAAUUGAGUCAACCAUCAUUGAUUUGGUUGUAAAAGACUUGUCUCGGAACCCAUUCUCUCAUACCGAUUCCGCUAGGCCAGAAGCCACCAGCCGAUAUGAUUCCGACGUCCUCUGA
Molecule: messenger RNA, 714 nt
Organism: Pecten maximus
Lineage: Eukaryota; Metazoa; Mollusca; Bivalvia; Pectinida; Pectinidae
Product: ATP-dependent DNA helicase Q-like 3
Exons: 2
Coding region: 1-714 (237 amino acids)
Biological process (GO): double-strand break repair via homologous recombination
Cellular component (GO): nucleus; chromosome; cytoplasm
Molecular function (GO): nucleic acid binding; 3'-5' DNA helicase activity; ATP binding
Source: RefSeq, a predicted model, not a curated record